Molecule: messenger RNA, 4898 nt
Organism: Doryrhamphus excisus (bluestripe pipefish)
Lineage: Eukaryota; Metazoa; Chordata; Actinopteri; Syngnathiformes; Syngnathidae
Gene: adgre5b.1
Product: adhesion G protein-coupled receptor E5b, duplicate 1
Biological process (GO): adenylate cyclase-activating G protein-coupled receptor signaling pathway; cell surface receptor signaling pathway
Cellular component (GO): plasma membrane
Molecular function (GO): G protein-coupled receptor activity; calcium ion binding
Source: RefSeq, a predicted model, not a curated record
GUGUGUGUGUGUGUGCAGGGGCGGACAGAGGCAGGCAAUGUGAUACCAACACCAGUGUGAGAAAUACACUCUGGUGGAAAAAAGGUGGAGAGAAAGCAGAAAGAGUGACAAAAGGGGAAGACCGUGUGAAGGGUGAGAGAGGGAGUGUAGGGGGAGGCGUGUUCCGAUUGAGAGGGAAAAAGCUGGUGGUGGUGGUGGUUCACACACACACACCCAUACAGACGCACACAUUCAUACACACACUAGUAGCCUAGACUUUCUCUUUGUGUCGUGUCGCCUUUGUGGAUGCUAAGGACCUCACAUUCCAGCGGACUUGAAUUGUUUCUUACCGCAAAGUUGCCAGCUUUACUGGAUGACGGACAUGGGCAAUCAAAAUCAUCUUCUACUUUUUCUUGCUGCACUGAGCACGCUGGGGAGCUGCAUGCCUGCGUGCGACAGAGGCUUCAGCAUGGAAGGAGACGAAUGUGUUGACAUGGAUGAGUGCAGUGAACCUGUGGUACCAUGCGGGGACCACAUGCGGUGCUUCAACACCAAAGGCAGUUAUUACUGUCAGUGCCAGCCUGGCUUCACUGACAUUAACGGACACAUUAACGUCACUGGAAUCGACGGAGAGUGCAUAGAUGAAAACGAGUGUCUCACCAACAUGGGGGUCUGUGGUCACAUGGCCGAUUGUGUGAACCUGAUUGGCAGCUUCAAGUGCACCUGUCAGGAUGGGUACACAAACACCAGCACUAAUGGACAUUGCAAAGAUAUCGAUGAAUGCAAGGAAGCUGAGAUGCAAAAAGAAGACAUCUGUGGAAGUAAAGGAGCGUGCAAAAACACAGAUGGGAGUUACUGGUGCAAGUGUGCAAAAGGAUACAGCAAUUAUGGCAAUGCAAGGACUCCAUGCUCUGAAUUGGAUUGUGAAACAUUUGAAGCUGGGAGUUUGCCACCGUAUAACGCAGGCUUGGCAGAUCUUUUGUCCAUAAUGAGAAACAGCUGUAUGGCUCUGUAUCACCCGAGUACCAGCGGCGAAGGCAAUGCUGAUGGAGAUGCGCUACUGGAGAAACUCCUCACAGCAUCCGAGAGCGUCUUAUCAUCAGUGGACACGGACACCAGUGAAGACAUGUACGGGCUGCUCAGCACGAUGGAGAAAUCCAUCAGACUCAUUGGCCCACAGCUGAAAGGCAACCUGACCAGGAUGGGUUCCACUGAGACAGAUGUGGAGAUUACAGUCCACAGAGGAAGAUCUCCACCCAGUGGACUGGUUCUUCUGAAGACUGAAAACGCAACACUCGAUACUGACUGGACGACAGCAGCAGGAACAGGAAGUUAUCCUGGCUUUGCUAUGGCUGCCUUGUUGAGCUACAAGAACCUGGAGCGUUCUGUGAACCGAUCCUUUGACCAGCUCCAGGGUUUCGAAAAAGACGACGCUGAACCGACUUUCCAAAUCUUCUCCCGAGUUGUGUCGGUCGUAGUAUCCAACCCAUCCACUCAGAACCUGAGCCACCCGGUUGUAAUCACACUAAGACAUCUCCAGGAGAACUCUGAGGCGAGCUUCGUCUGCGCAUACUGGAAUGAUGGAGAUGCCUGGUCCGCAGAUGGUUGUCAUCGGCAACACUCCAAUGCCACACACACAGUGUGCCGAUGUGAACAUCUCAGCAGCUUUGCUGUGCUGAUGGCUCUCUACCCCGUGGAGCCAAACUUUGCACUCCAGUGCAUAACAAAGAUCGGCCUCAUCAUCUCCUUGCUGUGUCUGAGUGUUUGCAUCCUGACGUUCAAGUUUUGCCGCUCCAUACAAGGGACACGGACCACCAUCCAUUUGCAUCUAUGUAUCUGCCUCUUCAUCGCUGACCUCAUCUUCGUGGCGGGCAUCUCCCAAACUAAACCUGAGGGUGGCUGCAGGUUUAUUGCCGCCAUGCUCCAUAUUUUCUUCAUGGGAGUGUUUGCAUGGAUGCUGCUGGAAGGCGUGCAGCUGUACCGUAUGGUGGUCCUGGUCUUCAACGUCACCAUUAAGCCACUCUACUUAUUCCUCUUCGGCUACGGGGCACCCUUGGUGAUUGUCAUUGUAUCUGCUAUCAUCAGACCCGACGGAUAUGGUACCGAGAAGCUCUGCUGGCUAUCCCUCAAAGACGGCCUCAUCUGGAGCUUCUAUGGCCCCGUGUGCGUCAUCAUCUUCCUCAACGUCUUCUUUUUUAUCGUCACGGUCUGGAAGUUGGCCCAGAAGAUUUCUAGCCUCAACCCGGACCUCUCCAAACUCAACACCAUAAAAACUUUCACAGUGACAGCCAUCGCUCAGAUGUGCAUUCUGGGUCUCAUGUGGGUGUUUGGAGCGUUUCUGUUUCGGGAAGGCAGCACCGUGGCAGAAUACAUCUUCACAAUCUUGAACAGCCUGCAGGGAGCCCUGGUCUUCAUCAUGCACUGCCUUCUAUCCAGACAGGUUAGAGAGGAGUACUACAACUUUCUCUCCUGCGUAUGCAAUAGAAAGAAAAGAUACUCUGACUUCAGUAGUACAAAUCCAUCCAGUAGCCAAUCACGAGCUUCUCGGAGUGGGCAGAACACCGGAGAAUCCCAAAUAUGAACGUCUCUCUGUGUUAUCCUUCCCAAAGACUCAAAAUGAAUGAAUCCACUUCAGUUAAAGCAAUGAGCCAACUCAUCCUGACGAUGCAUUCAGGUGCUUAUGAGAAAGCUCGUGUUACAUGUCAAUUAAGACAGUAUUUGUCAUGUCAUUUAGUACAAUUGGUACAGAACCAACCCAAAAGGAGACAGAUAAGAAUUUCUGUUCACUUCCUGUCUCUUCUGGAACAUAUAAGCUGUAUUCCCUUGGAGUUAUUUAUUAUGUACAGACAGGUUUAAAAUGUGGGUCGACUUUUACGUUUAUGGGUCAUUUAGGAUUUAAGAUUGACUGUAAUAUUGAACUUAUGAACUGGCUAAGGUGGGCCCCCGGUGUCAAAGUGGUUAAUAUCACCAAAACAAGUACAGGCAUUUGAGAAAUAUCACAUUUUUAAACACUUUUUCAUAUUCGAUUGUGCAGCAUUGCGAUAAACUUUUUGUUUAUGGUUUGUAUUUUGUACCCCUACUCAAGAAAUACCGAGGUACGUACUGAACCGUGAGGACGCUAUACUGUUACACCCUUACAUAUAUCCAUAGCGAAACCAAUCUGAUAGCUUACUUUAUGAUAACAGUAGGGAUGUCCGAUAUUGGCUUUUUUGGGAGUUUUGGGAAUGGGAGAAAAUCGGAGUACCCGGAUAAAACCGAUGCAUGCACAGGAACACAUUCAUUCACACAGAGAUGGCCGAGGGUGGAAUUGAACCCUGGUCUCCUAGCUGUGGGGUCUGCGCGCUAACCACUCAUCCACCGUGCCGCCCAUGAAAAUAACAUUAAUUCAUUCAUUUUAUACACGAGGGUCGCUGGGGGGUGCUGGAGCCUAUCCCAGCUGUCUUUGGGCGAGAGGCAGGGUACACCCUGGACUGGUUGCCUGCCAGCCAAUCACAGGGCACAUAUAGACAAACAACCAUUCACACUCACAUUCAUACCUAUGGACAAUUUGGAGUCGCCAAUUAGCCUAGCAUGUUUUUGGAAUGUGGGAGGAAACCGGAGUACCCGGAGAAAACCCACGCAUGCACGGGGAGAACAUGCAAACUCCACACAGAGAUGGCCGAGGGUGGACUUGAACCCUGGUUUCGUAGCUGUGAGGUCUGCGCGCUAACCACACGACCACCGUGCAGCCCCAGAAUGAACACAUUCAUUCAUUCAUUCAUUCAUUUUCUACCGCUUUUCCUCACAAGGGUCGCUGGGGGUGCUGGAGCCUAUCCCAGCUAUCUUCGGGCGAGAGGCGGGGUACACCCUGGACUGGUCGCCAGCCAGCCAAUCACAGGGCACAUAUAGACAAACAACCAUUCACACUCACAUUCAUACCUAUACAAACUCCACACAGAGAUGGCCGAGGGUGGAAUUGAACCCUGGUUUCCUAGCUGUGAGGUCUGCGCGCUAACCACUCGACCACCGUGCAGCCCCGGAAUGAACACAUAUGUUUUUUUAAAUAUCGGUUUUCAUAAUCGGGACAAAAAUCCAAUACCGAGUUUGCAUUUUUAUGCUAAUAUCGGGCCCAACAUCCCUAGAUAAUAGAUACUGUAUGUAUAUUUAAAUUAAAGAUGUUAAAGGGGUUCAAACUGCAUUCUGUUCCUCUGCAAGGAUGAAAUGAAAUUUCUCACAACAUGACCGAAGUUAUGCAAUACCACUGCUGCUGCUGCUUGUGACAACGCUGCUAGGUUUUUUUUUCCGCCCUCAUGUUCGAUCCAGAAAAUUUGUCCAAUACCGAUCCUAUACCGAUCCCAUGUAGUGAACAUUAACUAUGUUUUUUAUUGGACAUUCAAGUCAUGACUUGUGUAGUCCAAAGAGAUCUCUUGGGAGAACACAGACCAACCAUCAAACCAUACACUCAAAUUAAAUGGGGCCACAAAAAGCCUGCGAAAUCCACCUUAAAUCAUGUCAAUCCACCUUAAAUCAUUUCAUAGCACUUUUUCCUUUUUGAGAGACAAGCUUCAUUGAAUGCUCUUUAUGACUUGAAAACCUUGCCUUCUUGUAAACGGAUGACUUAAUGUGAAUUUGGUGUAAUUUAUAGAAAUGAAUCCUAAUGAGUGUUCCUACUAAAAGAUGACUAGGCCAUCUUUCUUCUGUAUGUUUGUUUGUUUACAUUUAAAGCUCGUCAUGCUGUCUUUUUACUGUCUUUAGUUCAAAGUUUUGCUGCAUUUCUUCGAAGUGCUUCAUUGUAUGUUUGGUGAAUGUGAACGUGAACAUUUUUGACUAUUUUUGACUAUUGACUAGAGAAAGUAUAUAAACAUAUUUUUCUACUUUGUUGUUUUGGUACUGUUUUCUUGAAAGAAUAUGCACCGGAUAUUUUAUUAAAGUUUCUAUCA